Mycosarcoma maydis (corn smut) is the source of this 993-nucleotide messenger RNA. RefSeq lists its product as uncharacterized. Gene Ontology annotation, molecular function: uridine phosphorylase activity. The record is from RefSeq and is a predicted model, not a curated record. The transcript is spliced from 2 exons. Gene Ontology annotation, cellular component: cytosol. Lineage: Eukaryota; Fungi; Basidiomycota; Ustilaginomycetes; Ustilaginales. Gene Ontology annotation, biological process: uridine catabolic process. Bases 1 to 993 code for a protein of 330 amino acids.
AUGAAGGACGCUCUCAGCAACGCUAACUUUCCCCAAGAUGCCCAAGGACGCACCUACCACGUAGCCACCAAAGCCGGCCAAGUCGCUAACAGGAUCAUCACCGUCGGCGAUCAAGUGCGAGCUCACCGCAUCGCCAAAGCAUUCGACGGUGGUGCACCGAUCUUCGCGUUUAACUCGCAGCGCAACUUCCUUACGCUGACGGGCACCUACCAAGGAGUGCCCAUUUCUAUUGUUGCUAUUGGAAUGGGAUUCUCUGUGGUUGACUUUUUCGUUCGAGAAUGCCGAGCCGUUGUAAAGGGCGAAAUGAUCAUUGUGCGCUUGGGAUCUUGCGGUAGUAUGCAACCCGACUACGGAAUCGGAACUGUCGUCGUUCCGAAAGCGAGCUUCGGCAUUUCGAGGAACUACGAUUACUUCCACCACGACACGAACGCGCAAGAGAGGAGCUCUGGUGCAAUGGAGCCGUAUCUCAUUACCAAACCUCUGGAUGCGGAUUCGGAGGUGCACGAUGCACUUCUGUCAGCAUUGGAGGCCGAGAAACCCUCCGCAAAGCCCGAGCUGUUUGCGGGCGAGCAGGUCAAAGCAGCAGGCAACACUGUCAACGCCUCAGCCGACAGCUUCUACGGUAGCCAGGGUCGAAUUGAUCCAGCAUUCAUCGAUGCCAAUGCCAACUUGAUGGAUGUGAUCCGCGAGCGAAGACCUGGAGUGGCAACGCUCGAGAUGGAAACAUUUGUCCUGAACCAUCUCGCCGCCGCCGCAAACGCCGCCAUCGACCUGGCAAAGAAGAGCGGCCAGGAGCCAGUGCAUAAGGGCAAGAUCAGGACAGGCGCUGUGCAAAUGAUCUUUGCCAAUCGAAGCACGUCCGCUUUUAUCUCGCCGGAAGAAUGCGAGACGUUGGAACACUGGGCGGGAAAGAGUGUUCUUGCCGCACUGGCUAGCAUCGACAUCCCCGAGGAAAGACUCCAACCGGAAGGCGUCUGGAAUUCUGCUGCUUGA